Messenger RNA from Leptopilina boulardi, 2565 nucleotides. It is a transcript of the gene stet, whose product is annotated as protein rhomboid. NCBI's taxonomy places the organism in Eukaryota, Metazoa, Arthropoda, Insecta, Hymenoptera, Figitidae. The transcript is spliced from 7 exons. Gene Ontology annotation, cellular component: membrane. Gene Ontology annotation, molecular function: serine-type endopeptidase activity. The coding region runs from base 1411 to 2295 and encodes 294 amino acids. The record is from RefSeq and is a predicted model, not a curated record.
GUAACGUUAAUGUCGUUCUUUUCCUCUCUCACAUAUUGUGUAACGUAAAAUAUCUAAAUUUGGAGUAUAAAAAAAGUGUUUGCUCAUUAAAAUUUUAACUUUCAUCUUCGACAAAAUCUCAUUUAUAAAAUUAGUGUGUAUACAAUGUUGUCAAACAAGGAGAUUCCUUCUAGAGAUGAAUAUUUUCGUCAUUACCUUCUCGUCUCUAAAGUCACGCCAUCUUUGUAUAUAAAUAUUGGAGUAUUCCACAUUUUCUUGUCUUCAACCUAUGGUGAUUCUUGAGAAAUAACUUUUUCUUGAAUUUUUCGCAAAUGUAAGAAAUUACUGAACCUUUUUUCUACAUAUCCACGUACCCCAGUAUUCUUAUGCAUAAUUCAUGAAAGGCAUUUUUUCAGUGCGCGGUUUUUUUUCCCGCGUUAAAAAUUUUUUUAGUAUUCGGUUUAUCUCGUUUGUAUCUAAUGAACAUUUGUUUGGAACUUUGUUAAAAAUUAAUAAUAGUGCAAAAUUGUAUACCAAUAUAAUAAUACGCAAGAAGAAAUUACAAAUUCGUACGCUUUAUCAAGUUUUAUAUAUCUUUCAUCAUCGGUCUUGCCUAGAUUGCAACUUUUUUUUUCUUUUUUUAACAAAAAAGGGUGCGGCAAGAUUUUGCACUGAGCGGGAAGGACAAUGAAACGCGUCUUCUUGAGGCGGGCUAACCUUUGACUUUGUGGCUCAUAUGCAUAUAGCCUCUCGGGGGAUAUAAGGUAUAUGUGAUUCAUAAUAUUAUUAUUCGUCGGGUCGAGUAAUGUAAACGUUCUCUCCGCCGCUCAAAGGAACAAGCUAACGGGCGUCAGGGUGGCGACCAGUCGACAGGAUUCGUCGCGACAACAUUCUCCCACACACCUAUGUCAGUCCCUUAAAUUUCCAUACCUGACACCCUCUUCUAGAUUCCCAGGACCUUUAACCCUCACUCUAAACUUUCGGACUUUAUUAUAUAUUGCUUUUAUUAUUAAAGCAAUAUCAUCGAUAAUAUGGCUCGCAUAUAUAUGUCAUUGACCUGCAGUCUACCUGGAAUUUCGGGAACAUUAUAUUGGUGUAUACUAAAUUGUAAACAGACGAUGGCCUAAUGGGUUAAUAAAAUCAGAAUGACUUUUAAAAGGAUGGAACAAGAGAGAGAGGGAGAGACAGAAGUUAUUAUUUAAAUUAGGAAAAUUUUAUUUAUUAAUUCAGUAGUGCGCGGAAUUUUUCCAGUGGCGAGUGAGUAUAAGUUUAAUAAGUAGUGCGUGGAAUUUAAUCAGUGGCGAGUGAGUGAGUGUAAUAUAUAGUGAUUUUGGAGUCGUCUUUUUUUACUGUUCAACGAGGGAUUAUCAUGCUACUAUCUAUGCUGACGAAAUACAUCUUCAAGGAAAUUAUAACACAACAUGCUAGAGGAUGAGUGGAAAACGGUCUCGAAGUUUCAAAUGUGCGGUCCAUCAUCGAGAUCGGGAAGUCUGUUCAGAAAACGACUUUCAUCUUCUCAUUCACGAACCACCUCUUUUUCUUAAGAUGGUCCGAAUGAUCGGAGAUGAAUUUCUAACAGAAGAAAGGGAUCGAAAAUAUUAUGCGGAUCAUUAUACUUGCUUUCCACCGCCGUUGUUCAUCAUUCUCAUUACACUCGUUGAGUUGGGAUUUUUCACAUACUAUGUUGCGGUGAUGGGCGAAGUGAAUCCCUCGGGGCCGGUCCCUAUCGACAGCGUCUUUAUAUAUAGGCCGGACAAACGCCUUGAGCUCUGGAGGUUUGCCUUCUACAUGUUCCUUCAUGCAGGGUGGCUUCAUCUGCUUUUUAACCUCGGGGUACAAUUGGUCGUUGGACUACCACUUGAAAUGGUCCAUGGGAGUUUGAGGAUAGGAGCAGUCUACAUGGCUGGUGUCUUGGCUGGUUCCUUAGGCACGUCGGUGUUUGAUACAGACGUUUACCUCGUAGGCGCCAGCGGUGGGGUUUAUGCUCUUCUUGCAGCACAUCUUGCCAAUGUUCUCCUUAACUAUAACAACAUGGAGUUUGGCAUAGUUCGCCUCAUCGGCAUCUUCAUUAUCGCAAGCGCCGAUGUGGGUUUCGCCAUCUACGACAGAUAUGCGGCAGAGCAGAUGGGUCCACCUGUCUCGUACGUGGCGCACCUGACCGGUGCAUUAGCCGGGCUGACGAUCGGUCUUCUUGUACUCAAGAAUUUCGAGCAACGACUGCACGAGCAACUCCUAUGGUGGGUGGCCUUGGGCGUCUACGCAGCGUGCACAAUUUUUGCGAUCAUGUACAAUCUCAUGCAUCCCGAUUAUCCCUGACGUGAGGUUAGCUUCGCUUACGGUUAUCCAAGUAAUACGUAACGCGAAGCCCUAAUGACGACCAUUCAUCGUUGUCGUCAUCGUCAUUGUCACAAUUCAUUAUCUUGACCUCGUUCAUAAGAACAUUUAAGAAACAAAGAAAGCUCAUGCCAAAAAGAAGAUGAAAAUUAAUCCAAAUACCAGGCCACCUAACGUACCAAAGAGAUAUUUCAAAGGAAACCUGAUGACGAUAAUCCAAACACAAACCAGGAGAUUAGAAAAAAAAGAAAA